This is a messenger RNA of Rhineura floridana, 1632 nucleotides long. It is a transcript of the gene FNDC4, whose product is annotated as fibronectin type III domain containing 4. The record is from RefSeq and is a predicted model, not a curated record. The transcript is spliced from 6 exons. NCBI's taxonomy places the organism in Eukaryota, Metazoa, Chordata, Lepidosauria, Squamata, Rhineuridae. Gene Ontology annotation, molecular function: protein binding. Bases 294 to 956 code for a protein of 220 amino acids.
GUGCUGCAGAAGCAACGCCGCCGCCGGGCCAUCCCUACAGCGGAUUCCGGUCGCGGCAGAGCGCAGGUGGGCUCUCGGCUGCCUGGGGGCCGCCUGGAUGGAGCCGCGAGGCGGACGGGGAGAACGCUCCGCACCAGGCUGGGGCGCCGCUGCGGAGGAGGAGGAAGGGAGCGCGGCGCGGGCAGCGGCCUGUCCGGGCGCCGCUACGGCGGAGACAGCGGGCACCCCCGCGCGACCCUCCCUGUGAAGCCCGCACCCCGGACCUCGGCUCUCGGCCGCCGGCUCCAUGACCCAUGGCUGUCCGCCCCGUGUGCCUCAGCCCGGCGGCCGUCCUGGUGCUGGUCAGCUGCGACCUGUGCCUUGUGCGCGCAAAUCGGCCCCCGUCCCCCGUCAACAUAACUGUCACCCAGCUGAAGGCAAACUCCGCGACCGUCUCGUGGGAUGUCCCCGGAGGGAACGUGGUCAUCGGCUAUGCCGUCUCCCAGCAGCAGAGGCAGGACGGGCAGGUGCAGCGCUUCAUCCGGGAGGUGAACACCACGAACCGGGCCUGUGUACUCUGGGACUUGGCCGAGGAUGCCGACUACAUCAUCCAGGUGCAGAGCAUCGGUCUCCACGGGGAGAGCCACCCCAGCAAGAGAGUCCACUUCCGCACCCUGAAGCAGAGCGACCGCCUCCCAUCCAACAGCUCCAACCAGGGAGACAUCACAAUGGAGGGGCUGGACAAGGAGCGGCAGCUGCAGACCGGGGAAAUUGUCAUCAUCGUGGCUGUGCUCCUCAUGUGGGCAGCGGUCAUCGCGCUCUUCUGCAAGCAGUACGACGUCAUCAAGGACAGCGACUCCAACAACGCCCCCAAGGAGAAGAACAAGCCCUCCUCGGAGCGCAGCACGCCGGAGCGGCCGGCGGGGGAGCUGCUCCGCAGCAAGAAAUCGCCAUCUGUCAAUAUCAUUGAAGUGUAGCUGCUGCCACAGGCCAGAGCCCUUGAGGACCUGCCUGGCCAGCCGGCCUGCCUCCUCUUCCCCUGCAUGCCAAGAAUCACAGCUUCUCAACCCUGAGGGGAUCUGCAUGGAGACAGCCAGGCAGGGUGCAUGCGGAAAGGGGGCCUCCGACCUCUUGCCCCAACACUUGCAGAAAUCUGGGUCUGGGCCACAGCAAACAGCCUGCCAAAUGGCUGCAUACGGCGGUGGCAGCACCACAGCCACCCCUGUAGUCUGUCUUCUAGCAGCCUCACUUCUGUUGGCAUUGCAGGCUGAGCCUGAAGGAAAGCUGAAGGUGCAGCUUGCCCCCCGAUACACACUCGCCCCUGGCCCUCCCAGUGGCUCCGCUGUGGUGAAAACUUGAGACUGGCCCCUGGCGGGCGGCCAUCAAGAGAGGAAUGUUGGGCAGACUUUGCCAGAGCUCUUUGGGCACCUGCAGAGAAACCGGAGUGGGGGGGGAGCUCCACCACAUUGGCUCCUGAGAGGAUCCAGACCCAAGGCUUGGUGGGGGAAACACCUCCAUGCUCUUUUGUGGGGCCUGCAGAGGAAAGAAACAAUCCCUGUGGGCCUCGAAGGGCUGCCUUCACACCCCACGCUGGGUACAAGCCUCCUUCCUUGCUCUUAGCUCCACCCCCCCAGUAAAUGCAGUUCUGGUUGA